Cavenderia fasciculata is the source of this 2028-nucleotide messenger RNA. RefSeq lists its product as uncharacterized. The transcript is spliced from 3 exons. Lineage: Eukaryota; Evosea; Eumycetozoa; Acytosteliales; Cavenderiaceae. The record is from RefSeq and is a predicted model, not a curated record. Gene Ontology annotation, molecular function: protein binding. The coding region runs from base 1 to 2028 and encodes 675 amino acids.
AUGACAUUAUCAAAAGAAGAGUUGGCAACUCUUAUGUUAAAGAAUAGAUAUCUACUAUGCAAGAUUCUAUGGCAUCGUGAUAACACAAUUUUAAAGGGUGAAGCAUUCCUUCAAAGAAUGUCACAACCGUUGCAUGUGAUGGCUGCAAAGGGGGAUUUUGAAGGUGUGCGGUUCAGUCUUGUCACCUUUUACUCGAUUCAUGUAGAGAUGCUCAGUCGUAUCUUGGCACACUUGGCAAGCAACUUUUACAACUCGAUCUAUCCCAUUCGACCAAUCGAUGCCGCUGCCUGUGCAAACCGCCUAGACAUUGUCAAAUUCAUUCAUCGUCUAUUCACAUCCAAAGGCGUUCAUUAUUUCAAGUUUCUCGUCUCGGUCGAGUCAACCUACCAAGCAGCACGUCACUUAAACUUGGAGUUGCUCAAAUACUUGUUGGAUUCGUCUCUAGCCAUUGAAUGGAACACACAAACCAUUAUAAAUAUAAUCGAUGGUGCUGCACAGGACAAAGACAAGGAGAAUAGAGCAAUUGAAAUGUUUGAUUAUCUAAAAAGUUGCAAAACAACAAAGAUUGCUUGGUUCAAAACGACAGCGAGCAGUGGUCAUUUGCCGAUGACUAUACUAGCCCUCUUUAUCGAGCAAUUGAUAAGGGUAGUUCGUAUUGGUCAUACGGCCAUUCACCUUGCAAUUAAAAAGGGAAACAAAGAUAUUUUAUCAAUGUUGUUGGACGAAAAUACAAAGGACAGUAUCCUACCAAUCGAUCACAAUGGUGAGAUAGAGGUUAUUUAUUCGGCAGUAUGUUCAAAUAAUAUGGAUAUCAUUGAUAUGGUUUUAUCAUUUGAUCUAUACAAAAAUGACACUAUAGAAACUUCAAAAAAAACAUCACAGUACGCCAUAUCAAUCCCAUUUCUUCCUGAUACGGAAUUAUCAGAUGAAAUGAUUGCAUUUGUAUUAUCACCAAAAUGUCCAUUUACAGAUUCGGUUCGAUUCAAUUUAGACAUUUAUAUUAAUCGAUCGAGGAUUGGAACGGUCGAACAUUUAUUGGCAAUGGAAAAGGCAAUCAAAGUAUUCAACCCUACAGAACUGGUUGAACGUGGUGAUUUAAAAACAUUGACACAUCUAUUGCAAGAUCUCAAUCUAAAAGUAUCACAACAAGUGUCUAUAGUGUCGACGAUCAAAACAAUCAACUUUGAAAUGAUCGAAUUUGUAUUGGCCAAAAAACUAAUCAAACAAGAUGGAAAUCAUCAAGACCGAGAAUACAAACAAAAUCAACUUGCCAUUAGACUCUUGUGGAAAAAUACUAUGACUAGAAAAGAGACUGGUUCAUCAAGUGAUCUCUCUUUAAAUUGUUUAAAAUAUUUUUUCGAAAAGAAAAUCAUUGCCAAGGAACAUCUUGUCAACGCACUCAUCUAUUGGGAUGGUGAUCAAACCUUGUUCACCAAGAUCCCAGCUUAUGAUGGAUUUAUUAAAAAUCUUCCCAAGAACAUGGAAACGGUGAUUCGUUCAAAAUUCAACAAUAUAGAAGCACCACAUCUCACCAACGUCCAAGAAUUUCCAACAAACUUUAAGAAUCGACCACACUUUAAACAAGGUGUACAGACGCUCAUUCGAAAAACACCAGACCAAACUUUUUGUGGAAACAUGGCUUGUGGAACUGGAGACAUCGACCUAAUCAAAGAGAUUGAUGCAAUGAAACUGAAAUAUGUACAAUUUACAGAAGAUUCCCUUCGAUUAUGCUCUCUAUUCAACAAGGAUCUAGAUGUAUUAAAAUAUUUGGAAAAAGAAAAAUUCCAAGGCACUCUGCCAAAGAUUGAUGCCAACAUUCUCAUAGCAGCACCCUGUUUGCCAUUGCAUCAAAUGAUUGACACAUAUCCCCAUCUCUUUGAAAAUGCAUUAACACCAGAAGCAUUUCUAUAUGCUAUAAAGUCCAAACAAUAUGAUACCAUCCUAUACUUUGUAAAGAAUGUUCAAGCUCUUACUUUUCCAACGUACAUUUUACUCGCUUCAUGUCCAAUCCAUCCAAUCAAUUUUUAA